GCGCGGACGCACACAGGAAGUCCUCGGAACUGCUGCACAUGCUCAGUGAUCCGCCGCUGGUUUGUUUGUAGAUGUUAUGGCCGUCGCGAUGCAGACGGGGGACGUUCCCUACUUUCCUUCGGGUCUGGCGGAGGUAAAUAGGAUGAUAACGGAGAACGGUGAGCUGUUUUCUGACUCCCAGUGUAAAGUCUGCAACGCUGUCCUCAACUCGCAGUCUCAGAAGUUGACCCAUUAUCAGAGCAAGAAACAUGCCAACCGACUGCGACGUUAUCUUUCCAGCCCAAACGGAGAGGAGCCAGCGGAAAAAAAGUUAAAGACGACAUCUGAAAGUGAGGACUGUAACAACGGAGAUCGCUAUAAGGCGUGUCAUAUAUGUAACAUGACAUUCUCUGCUCCUGUGGUGGCCGAGUCUCACUACAACGGCAAAAUUCACGCCAAGAACCUGAGGCUGAAGGCGGUCGGUCCCCACCCCCCAGCAGUCGCCUUCCAAACUGCACCAACGGCUCAGCCCAAGAAGAAACCUGCAGAUGAUGUGAUCGCUGUGGCGGCGACGGGCGGCGGCAACAACAACAAUGACAACAACAACGACAACCCAGACCGUUUUUGCUCCAACUGCCAGGCCUCCUUCAACAACCCACUCAUGGCCCAGCAGCACUACGUGGGCAAGAAGCAUCGAAAACAGAUGACCAAGCUCAAACUGAUGGAGACGUACGGUCCCUCCACAGCACCAGGUUCAACACUAAAGGGCUACCCAUGUACCGUCUGCAAGAUUGAACUGAACUCGGUGGAGCAGUACCAGUCUCAUAUCAGUGGUUCAAAACAUAAGAACCAAAUAAAGAAGUCAGGCCAGAGCACUACAGAAAACCUACCAGCAGUAGAACAAUCGCACGGAGGCAACAACCAGGUCGCCAGCGGAGACGGAGACCAAUACACUGCCGAAGAUGACCAGUUUGCCCCUGUGGACGACCAGUAUGCUGCUGGAAAUGACCAGUAUGCCCCUGGAAAUGACCAGUAUGCCCCUGGAAAUGACGCUGGAGAUGACCGUUACGCUUUCGGGGAUGACCAGUACACAGGCGAAGUAAACCAGUACACCCCUGAGGACACGCUGUACUCAGAGGAAUACCAGUUCUCCUAAGGCUGGACUGGGUCAUGACGGCUGAGGUUUCAGUCAGGACUUGGAAUGACACACAGCAACCAGCCCCUUUAACACAUUAACCAACCAUCACCAUCCACGGACCUCCAGCUCCAGUCUGUUCUCAGUAGGUGUUCCCAGGGAGAGUCAUCUAAAGCGUGGGUUUGAUUCCCAAAAUUACCCCGUGGUUUAAAGUCCUUUUGCGUUCUCAGCUGGAACAGCUGAAUGUUUUUAUUGUUAGUUAGUUUUCUCAUAUUGAAAAAAGUUUGUGGUGCAAUGAUGGUAAGAAGUUACACCCUUCACCAUGUGAUAAUGGAUUCAGAUGUGAUCCACCUACGGUCACAAUGAAGAAUGUUUGUGAGGGUUCAUCUGAGCCUCUCUUUGAAAAUAAUAUACUGACUGAAACCCAUUCUGCAUAUGUACAUUAUGGCUGAGUAUCAUCUGAAAUAUGUCAAUACUGAUGCUGUUUUUAUUUUCAGUACUUCAGUGCUGCUGUCAGACACAUUUCAGGUGAGGUUUGAAACUCAGCCAUGGUGUACAUAUAUAUAUAUAUAUAUACAUAUGUAUGACAAUAGGAAGUCUAACUGCACUUAUUAAACUUGACUCAAAGUUUGGUUUGAUGCAUUAGUCACAUACAUUAAUGUCAUUUAAUUGUUCAGCGUUUACUAACAUCUAAUCAACACUAACAAAAGUACAUUUCAAGGUGAGUACAGUUGGUUUACAUCUCCAGUGAAUGUAUUUGAAACAUCACCUCAGUUCUCUGCUUCCUUUAUGUUUGACUAUUUCUGGCCCUGAAGAUGGAAAGGACGUGAAGUCAAAAGCCAGAUCAGUCACUGUAGCAGGUGUGAUAAUGUCAUUGCUGUCUACACAUGGAAAAACUUUCAAAGGCUUUCUGUCAAGACAAAUCUGUUUCAAAUCCUUCUUCUAAAUGCCAAGAAAGGUUUCUGUUUUUAUAGAUUUUUCUUUAUAUUUGAAGCUAAAAUAUCCGGAAGUUGUUUGUUGUUUUUGUAUUGAAUUGUUGUUAUUGUUUUGUGUAAAUCACUGAGUCACACAUGGUUGUUUCAUUAGUUAUCUAUAAUGUGACAAUCUAGACGAGGCUGAUUCUUCUCCGGAGGUCCAGAACUCCUCUCAGUUUAGCCGUCUUUAUUAUUUGCUGCUUCUUAUUGUUAUUUGUAUUAUUUCUGUGGGUAAAAAGUUGGAUCUUUUUCUGCUCACCAGAAGUAAUUGUGACAUUGGAAAUCUUUAUCAGACGUUCAUUUACUUAAAGAUACAGAUGUCAGGGGAACGGUUUCAGGCCGUCGCCCACUAAGCUGCUAGAACCUAAAUUUCAUCCUCUACGCCUUCAAAAAGCGGCCAAUGAUUGUCAAAAGUGACAAAAACUAUUUUCCAGAGGUUAAUGUAAUUUUCUUUAAACAUUAGUUUUAAUUUUCAGGCAUCUGGACAGUUUGAGUUACAAAAUGGAGAUUAAAGGGAUAUUCUUGAAGAAUAUUAACAGCAUCCUCCCAUUUCAAACGCAGUGGACAUAUAAUAGUUCUGGGUUCAUGCUAAUAUAAGCUGUUUUAUACUGUUUGAGUUAUAUUCUUGGUUUUAUGAAGGGUGUAAGAUUUUUUAACACUUUCCCCUUGGAGCUUGUCCGCAAUGGGGCUCUAUACACUUCAGCGGAGACUAAUAGAUGCUUUCUGAGCUCUGUCAUUGGUGUCAAUAGCAGAGGUUUUCAAAGAGGGAUGUCAAAUUAGGAAGUGAUGUCAACAUAACAAGAGCUGCUUUCUGUUUCAAAUCUGUUUGUCCUCAUAAAAAGACGAUUGUUUUAAUGUUUUAGUAUUGAAUGUUUUCAGCGCCCAUGUUUGGAUGUAAUUUAUACCAAGAGGGCUCAUACAUACUGUAUAGCACAUUAUGUACAAAAGACAAAUGGUCAUUUUAUUUUCAUCCUCAUUCUUUGUGUGUUCUGUGUUUUGUGAUAUAAGAUUCACUUUCGGUAUGUUACGUUCACUAAAAGAAAAAAUGUUGUGAAGAUGUUCAUCGAGUAAAGAAAUGUUUUACCAGA
Messenger RNA from Hippoglossus stenolepis (Pacific halibut), 3176 nucleotides. RefSeq names its product zinc finger protein 346 (gene znf346). The record is from RefSeq and is a predicted model, not a curated record. Bases 77 to 1135 code for a protein of 352 amino acids. The transcript has 7 exons. Gene Ontology annotation, molecular function: zinc ion binding; nucleic acid binding. Lineage: Eukaryota; Metazoa; Chordata; Actinopteri; Pleuronectiformes; Pleuronectidae.